Cannabis sativa is the source of this 606-nucleotide messenger RNA. RefSeq lists its product as uncharacterized. Bases 1 to 606 code for a protein of 201 amino acids. The record is from RefSeq and is a predicted model, not a curated record. Lineage: Eukaryota; Viridiplantae; Streptophyta; Magnoliopsida; Rosales; Cannabaceae. The transcript has a single exon.
AUGACUAUGAACAACCCCAUGGUCUCACUAUUGACUGACAACAAGCUCUUUGGAGCUAACUUUGUCAAAUGGAGAGAGAAUAUUAAUAUUGCUAUCAUUUGUGAAAAUUCCUUGUUUGUGUCGACUAAAGAGGCUCUUGAGCAACCAGGUGAGAAUGCAACCAAGGCAAUCAAGGAAAAGUUUGAGCGUUGGCAGAAUGCUAACAACAAAGCUCGAUACUUUAUGUUGUCUAGCAAGGUCGACACCUUAAAAAUAAGAUUUCCCAAUACUCUCACGACUGUAGAUAUCAUGAAGCAGUUGACUGAACUGUUUGGGAUGGCGUCAAUUCAAGCUCGUUUUGAGGUGACCAAGAAUUUCAUCAAUGCACGGAUGAAACCUCAUCAGAACGUGCGUGAUCACCUGCUCCAAAUGACUAGUUACUUCCAAGAGGCUGAGAAUCAUGGAGCUAUUAUAGAUCAGACAACUCAAGUGAGUUUGAUCUUGAAUAGUUUGACUCCAACUUUUCUGCCCUUUACAUUAAAUUAUGUCAUGAACAAGUUGGAUUUUGACUUCUACGAGUUAAUCAACAACCUUCAGAGAUUUGAAAAUUUGAUUAGAGAACCAUAG